AUGAUGUACAACAAGACCACGAGUCACCACAAAAACCAUUUCUGCAUGCAUUGUCUCCAAUGUUUCAGUACAGAAGAGAUACUUUCCAAGCAUAAGGAGAAUUUCAUGUUCAUUGAUGGUCAGCAGGCUGUGAAGAUGCCAAAGAAAGGCAAUAAAGUACAGUUUCAAAAUUUUCACAAGCAGGUGCCGGUACCUUUUGUUAUAUAUGCAGUUUUUGAGGCCAUUACAGAGAAAUCAGAUAGUUGCCUACCUGAUAGUAAUAAAUCUUAUACCGACAAAUACCAGCAGCACACGGCAUCCAGCUAUGGCUAUAAACUUGUAUGCUGCUAUGAUGACAAAUACACAAAGCCAGUUAAGACUUACUGGGGAGAGGACUCUGUUGAGAGGUUUAUGAAAAAGGUGCUCAAGGAGGAAGGCUAUUGUAGGAAGAUUAUCAGGAGUAAAUUUAAUAAGCCAUUGGUUAUGAGCGAUGAGGAGGAACAGAUGUUUAAGGGUACCAUUGAGUGCCAUAUUUGUGGAGAAGAAUAUAAGGACAAACGGAUUAGGGUUAGAGAUCAUUGCCAUACCACUGGUAAAUAUACAGGAUCUGCCCAUCAGGACUGCAAUUUAAAGCUCCGUAUUAGUGCCAAGGAUUUUAAGCUCCCAGUUAUUUUCCAUAAUUUGAGAGGAUAUGACAGUCACUUUAUCAUGCAAGAAAUUGGAUCUGUAGGAAAAAGCAAUAAUUUAGAUAGAAACUGCAUCCCUAAUAAUAUGGAGAAAUACAUGGCCUUUAUGCUGGGUAAACACUUAGUAUUUCUGGAUAGUUUCCAAUUUAUGGCCAGUAGUUUGGAGAGACUAGCAGCUAAUCUUCCUGGGGAUAAAUUUAAGUACACAUCACAAGAGUUCCAAGAUGAGGAACUAGCUCUUAUGAAAAAGAAAGGAGUAUAUCCUUAUGACUAUAUGGACAGUUUUCAGAAGUUUGGUGACCAACAACUACCCCAAAAGAAGGAGUUCUACAGUAUUCUUACAGAUGAGGGCAUCAGUGAUGAGCAAUACCAACAUGCCCAAAGAGUACGGGCUACAUUUGGGAUGAAGACAAUGGGCAAUUAACAUGAUCUGUAUCUUCAGAGUGAUAUUCUUCUAUUAGCAGAUGUUUUUGAGAACUUCCGUAAGACAUGUCUACAAUAUUAUAAAUUGGAUCCAUGUCACUAUUUUACAUCUCCAGGCCUUUCUUAAGAUGCCAUGCUUAAGUUGACUAAUAUUAAGCUAGAAUUGAUGACAGAUGUGGACAUGUUCCAAUUCCUUGAAAAGGGAAUGAGAGGUGGGAUUUCCUACAUUGCUAACCGAUAUGGGGAAGCAAAUAAUAAAUACAUGAAAUAGUAUAAUCCAGAGAAAUCCAGUAAGUAUAUCCACUAUCUAGACGCUAAUAAUCUUUAUGGAUGGGCGAUGUCUCAGUGCCUUCCAACAGGUGGAUUCAAAUGGCUAACCCCUAAGCAGAUUAAUAAGAUCAUGAGUAAGACUCUAUUGCCUGAUAAAGACAAGGGAUAUAUAUAUAUAUAUCUAUAUAUAUAUAUAUAUAUUUGA
Porites lobata is the source of this 1563-nucleotide messenger RNA. The record is from the annotation of a GenBank genome assembly. NCBI's taxonomy places the organism in Eukaryota, Metazoa, Cnidaria, Anthozoa, Scleractinia, Poritidae.